AUGUUGGAGAGGUGAAUGACACAACCUCAGUGGAAGAAGAGGAUUAUGAAGAUUCUGGUGAUAAAACUGAACUGGAGACGGGUUUCUCAGAAAGUGAUUUCAAUGAAUACCUCCAAGGUUGCGCAGAGAUGUUAGAAGAGGAAAGACAAGGAACUUUUGAGGAAGGAAAUGAGUUAUAUUAA
Paraglomus occultum is the source of this 182-nucleotide messenger RNA. NCBI's taxonomy places the organism in Eukaryota, Fungi, Glomeromycota, Glomeromycetes, Paraglomerales, Paraglomeraceae. The record is from the annotation of a GenBank genome assembly.